Cuscuta europaea is the source of this 2692-nucleotide messenger RNA. The record is from the annotation of a GenBank genome assembly. NCBI's taxonomy places the organism in Eukaryota, Viridiplantae, Streptophyta, Magnoliopsida, Solanales, Convolvulaceae.
GUGUCUUAUCACAAUGCAUCCACAUGCAAUGCUCAUACAUGGCACAUGUAAAUGUUAGUGCUUCAUUUAAUACGUAGGAGUGCAUGCACAUGCACAUGCACUUGCUUUGCAAUUAUUCCCUCUCCCUUAGCAAGAUAGACUUCUCAUGUAAUAUAUAGUGAUAUUCGUAUGACCAGUUAAAUAUAAGACGAGGCUUCUAUAUUGUGAAGCAAUCUUCUCUAAAUAGUUCAUUCCAGCUAGUUAUUUAUUUUAUCUCAAUCAUAUUUUUAUCAUGGUAUCAGAGACGAAAUCCUGAAAACAAAAAAAAACUCCAUAAUAUUUCUUCCCACAAAAUCUAUUUAGCUUACCUUCUUCUUCAUUUCCUCUCUAAGUUAUGGCGGGUGAUGAUGAUACCAAGGCCAUCAAUCUUGAAACUAAUGACAUAGUCAAUGAUUCUAUGUCACCUUAUUUUAUUCAAUCUAGGGAUAAGCCCGGAGACGUCCAUGAUACCACAAUUCUUCGAGAUGGAAACUAUGGAGACUGGCUCGAUGAAAUGAGCAAUGCGCUAUAUGCAAAAAAUAAAUUCGGCUUUGUAAAUGGUGACAUCUUGAUGCCCCCAUCUGGCUCGCCAAACCUGCCAUAUUGGCAACGAGCAAAUGCCAUGGUUAAAGGUUGGCUAAAUAGUAGCAUGGAAAUGGAUCUCACGCAAAGUGUGAAAUUCAAAACGGCUCGAGAAAUUUGGACCGAUCUAGAAGAAGGAUUUGCUAAGGAAAGUGCUCCUCGAGCCUAUGAGCUUCGAUGCUCUCUUAGCAACAUUCGGCAAGAUGGACAAUCUAUUUCUGCUUAUUUUAGCAGGCUACGUCGUGUGUGGGAUGAAAUGGCCUCUACAGACACGACACCUGAUUGCAAGUGUGGCAAAUGUUCUUGCAAUAUCUCUAAAGAGAUAAUUGAUUCUCGUGAUAGAGAUCGUCUUUAUGAUUUCUUGAUGGGUUUAGAUGAUGGCUAUGCACAACUGAAGACCCAAAUUUUGGCCACAAGGUCGGUCCCUACCCUCACUGCCGCAUAUCAUCUUAUUUCAGAAAGUGAACACCAUAGGUCUAUCUCAUCCGCGCGCAAACCCGGCGGUGAUGGAACGGCUUUCUACACACAAACUAAAAGGGAAUCAUCUCUAGGACGCCGGCCCGCUACAAAAGAAGGUCGGUCUUGCUCCUAUUGCGGAAGGACCAAUCAUACUUACGAUACUUGCUUUGCAAAGAAAGUGGGCUGCCAGGAACUUUCACCCAAGCUAGACUUGAUGACUCACGUAUCUCACGUGAAGGAGGAAAACGUGAGGUGGUUACAUUCAACCGCAAGCACUCUUCUCCUCAAGCAGCACAUGUGGACAGUAAGCAAAACAAUCAACUUGGAAUCUCUGAUGAACAGCUCCAAAAAUUUGUCAGACUUGUAAGAGAUGAGCUACAGGACGAAACAAGCACAUCCUCCUCCUCUAACGUCAAAAUAAACAUGGCAGGUACACUAUCAAAAGGCCGCACCUGGAUAAUAGACUCUGGAGCAAGUGAACACAUUAUUUGUAAUAAUGAUGGUCUCAUUGACAUGCGGACUCAUAUUCAUAUCCCCUCCGUCAAAAUUCCUAACGGUGAUUCAGUGUCAGUUCAAGCUAUUGACAGCUUGUACUUAUUUAAUGGGUUUCGCCUUCCACAAGUUUUAUACAUUCCGGAGUUUGGUGCAACUUACUUUCGGUUAGCCGCCUUUCAAGGGAUACAAAUUGUACACUCACAUUUUUUAAUGAUUUGUGCAUAUUGCAGGAUUUACCCUCGAGGAAGCUGAUUAGGGUGGGCUGACUCCGUGAUGGUUUAUACUACCUUGAAAUUCCAGGAGAUGAGUGGGUGGCAAUGUCAGUUUCUCUUCAUCAUAAUUUAUGGCAUCAACGUUUAGGACAUGCUUCAGAUGGAAAAUUAAAUUUCAUCAGUUCUCUCCAAGGUUUCAAGCGGAGCAAUAAUUUCUGUGACUCAUGCAUACGAGCAAAACAGACCCGUCUACCUUUUCCUGUCAGUACCAUUAAAACAACUCAUUCUUUUGAAUUAAUACAUUGUGAUAUUUGGGGUGGCUAUUCAUGUGAUUCAAUUUCCGGUGCACGAUAUUUUAUGACCAUAGUUGACGAUUUUACUCGGGGUGUUUGGGUGUACUUAAUGAAAAAUAAAUCAGAAGUUCCCCAACUUUUGAUUCAAUUUUUUAAUUUGGUAAAAACCCAAUUCGAGCAACAAGUUAAACGCAUACGGGCAGAUAAUGGUGCCGAGUUUCAAACCAGCUUUUUAUCUGAUUACUAUAAUCAGAACGGAAUUUUGUUGGAGACAUCAUGCACCGAGACACCACAACAAAAUGGUGUUGUUGAGCGCAAACACCGGCACAUAUUAGAAGUGGCGAGGGCACUUCGCUUUCAGGCUGGAUUACCCAUUAAUUUUUGGGGAGAAUGUAUUUUGACGGCAGUCUAUAUCAUUAAUAGACUACCAUCCCCCAUUAUUUCAAAUAAAACUCCCUAUGAAUUGUUAUUUGGGAAAAUACCAAUUUAUGACCACUUGCGGUUUUUCGAUUUUCUGGUAUACACCCAUAACAAUAAAAAGAAGGACAAGUUUGGUGAAAGGGGGAGUCCUUGCAUAUUUAUUGGGUAUCCCCAUGGACAAAAGGCAUAUCGGGGUUUUUAUCUUCAGAAACA